This is a messenger RNA of Salvelinus namaycush (lake trout), 1423 nucleotides long. Its product is annotated as solute carrier family 25 member 29. Gene Ontology annotation, cellular component: mitochondrion. The transcript has 5 exons. Gene Ontology annotation, biological process: mitochondrial L-ornithine transmembrane transport. The coding region runs from base 292 to 1224 and encodes 310 amino acids. Lineage: Eukaryota; Metazoa; Chordata; Actinopteri; Salmoniformes; Salmonidae. The record is from RefSeq and is a predicted model, not a curated record. Gene Ontology annotation, molecular function: high-affinity L-arginine transmembrane transporter activity.
CACAGGGUCGAGGUUACUACAGAGAGGGGAUCGUAAAAUCACUUAGCUUGGACAGUUCAUGGAGGUCGUGUAGCUAUUCUAUUCAUACCUCAGUGAUUCUAACGGCCGCAACAAGGAUAUAUUAGCUAGCAAGUUGAUAGCACAUUAGCCUAGCUAGGAGACGAAGACUGUUGCCAACUAGCGCAGCUGUGUUUCAUCAAACUGUUUAAGUGGCAAACGAAUCGGCAUCAAAACGUAUUAAUUCACCGAUAUUUGACACUCUUAAUAGCACAUUUGUACUGAAGAGUGGUGAUGGACUUUCUCGCUGGCUGCAUUGGAGGUGCUGCCGGAGUCUUAGUAGGACACCCUUUUGACACGGUUAAGGUGAGACUCCAGGUUCAGAAUGUGGACAAGCCUCUCUACCGCGGGACCUACCACUGUUUCCAGUCCAUCGUUCGGCAGGAGUCGAUGUUUGGGCUGUACAAAGGCAUCGGCUCCCCCAUAAUGGGCCUAACCUUCAUCAACGCCAUAGUGUUUGGAGUGCAGGGAAACGCUAUGCGUUACCUGGGCCAUGACACCCCUAUGAACCAGUUCCUGGCCGGGGCCGCAGCCGGAACCAUCCAGUGUGUCAUCUGCUGCCCCAUGGAGCUGGCCAAGACACGCAUGCAGAUGCAAGGCACUGGGGAGAAGAAGUCCAAGAGGAAGCUGUACAAGAACUCCCUGGACUGUCUGGCCCGUAUCUACAAGCGGGAGGGGCUGUCGGGGGUGAACCGUGGCAUGGUUACCACGCUGGUCCGAGAAACCCCCGGUUUCGGAGUCUACUUCCUGGCCUAUGACGUCCUGACUCGCUCCAUUGGCUGUGAACCUGACGACCCCUACAUGAUCCCCAAACUGCUAUUCGCCGGUGGGAUGUCCGGGAUUGCCUCUUGGCUCUCCACCUAUCCAGUGGACGUGAUUAAGUCCCGCCUCCAGGCGGAUGGGGUGGGUGGGGUCUACCAGUACACCAGCAUCGCUGACUGCGUGCGGCAGAGCGUGAGGAGAGAGGGGCUCAGAGUGUUCACACGAGGUCUUACCUCCACCCUGCUCAGAGCGUUUCCCGUCAAUGCUGCCACCUUCGCCACCGUCACGCUGGUGCUGCUGUACGCACGGGGAGUGGAAGAGGGGCCCAAAGACUGUGAGCUGGGGCCCCCCAACACAGCUCACCACACACAGCUACCGCAGCAGACCCAGGCUUCCAGCUUGUGACCUGAGUCUGGAGGUGUUACUCCCACCAAAGCUGCUCUACUGUGGGGUGGGGGAGGGAGGGAAACCCAUUGGGACCCAAUGCCCUUUGAAUCGCUGAGUAUGGAAACCCAUAGACUCCUGAUAUAGCUAUAUGUACACUACCGUUCAAAAGUUUGGGGUCACUUAAACAUUUUCCUUGUUUUUGAGAGAAAAGCAAUAA